This is a messenger RNA of Marchantia polymorpha subsp. ruderalis, 2794 nucleotides long. The record is from the annotation of a GenBank genome assembly. NCBI's taxonomy places the organism in Eukaryota, Viridiplantae, Streptophyta, Marchantiopsida, Marchantiales, Marchantiaceae.
CGACUUCGGCCGUCCUCGAAAUGACAAACUCAUCGUUUGGUCGGUUGCCAACAUGAAAGACAUUUGAAACCAUUGAACAGAACUGCAGUUCGUUUCAGAUCAUAGUACAGCACGCGAGUACAUUCUUCGCCGAGAAGCGACCUCCAGGUUCUACCGAGCUGUAAACAGGCAAAGCUUCAUUGGACUUCAGCAAGCAAGCACACACACGCAGAAUGAUCUGACAUGGAUGGACGUCAGGAGCUCAGAAACUCGUGCAUACCCGUCUUCCACCCACAAGCUUUCGAACAUGCGCACAUGUCUUUCCAGUUCGUUGUACAAAAGACAAUAUCUGCCGGGGCAUUUAUUGCAGGGUACUGCGGUGGCGCAAUAUAUCCAGACACAGGCAGAAGCUACAGCUCCAUGUCGAAAUCUAAUUCAAGCUGACAAGAUGAAAUCUCACCUUGUCUCAUCAUCCCUUGAAAAGAGGGCGUUAGUACACGAACCUUCUAGGCACUCAUGGAUUUCACUAAUGAGAACUUGAAACAUUUAACCCCGUCCUCAAAGUUUGACUUCGCUGCAGUCCGUCCUUCGUGACAUUGGGACAAAAGCGAUGACGUAUUCCUCGGUCAUGAACAGCACAGAGAAAGUUCCAGACUGUCUAUUUGUUCGGCUUCAAAGAUUGGCUUACAGUGCACUCUAGAAAGGCGGCCGGACGCCUUGAAGGAAACAACACUCUUGGACUGCUGUUUCUCAGAAGGAGUCAGGUGGAUGCUGACCUGCAAGUCGAAACGCGUGAUCUCCUCUGUCGAUAUAAGUUCAGGGUUGAUGGCGUCCUCAUAAGAUCCGCCACAAGAAUCAGGUAAAAAAGGAUCGUGAGUUUGGCAAUAUGUAUCGAGAUUUCUGCAUCAAAAUCGAUACGUGCGGCUUAUUCAGGCCAUAUUUAUUGGUCAUUGUUAAUUUCAUUGAUUCUGAUCGAUUUAAAGAUGAGUUCUGAUCGUCGAGCGGAAAUCAUGGUGCCAAACAACCAAGAAGAGAAGAUAAACGAUUCUCUUUACGAGCUGAGUGCUCGCAGAGAUCAGGAGCCUGACAUUGACAUCAUCUUCUUCCAUGGGCUACAAGUAAACUUGCCUUUCGUAGGAACUAAACAUUCGGAUGCAUACAAGAGCUCGUGGGCAUGCAUGUCCGAUCCCUCGGUGUGUUGGCUGCAGCAAUGGCUCGGUCCGGAUCUACUGCAAGAGGGAACUCGCGCUCGAGUGUUUUCGAUAUCUUACGAUUCCAGUGCAUUCCAAACGUCGACCUCAGGAAGGGCAGACCUGCAUCUCAUAUCUGAGAAUCUGAUGAACGACAUCGUAUUCUUUCGGAGGUCUCGGCUCAGAGGAUAUCGAAUUGGGGAGAACUGGCCUGUGGUGCUGGUCGGGCACAGUCUCGGGGGUCUGGUGUUGAAGCAUUUCGUCAUCGAAGCACAGAAACGCAAGGACUGGUUACAACGAGAUCCGAGUGCGGGAGCCAAUCUUCAGACUGUGACAGACUUUCUGAGCAACAUCAGAGGUGUGUUCUACUACUCGACGCCUCACAAUGGAGCAGCUCUGGCAGAGCUCAUGCAAUUCUGGCCUGGGAAGACGAGCCCCGUGGUUCAGUUUCUGCGAGUGCUGAGCAAGGACUCCGCCAGACUCAACAGCGACUUCUCCACAUGGCGCAGACUCGCAGCUGUUCAAGCCUGGACUUUAUUCGAGCAAAACAAGACUUCGUUUCUCGGAUUCCAUAAACUGGUUGUCAAGGAAGGAUCGGCGAGGUAUGAUUCUGAUAACGUGAGGUCAGCUGCAGCUGAUCACUUCUCAAUUUGUAAGCCCAAAUUCAAGAGGGAUGUACAAUACGAAUGGCUCGUCCAGUUUUUAGAGGUAAUCCUUGCGAGCUGGGCAACUCGAAAAUCAGGGCCUGCGCACGAUGUUCGAACUCACGAUUAGGGUGCAGGGUUUAUGGCAACCACCCUCGCAGGAAUCAUGUUUGGUUCCAAUACUUGAAGAAACUGACACUCCCUUUAUCUGCGGUGCUAUGAACACGUCUUCUUUCCGUGAUGGCUGUGGCAUCAGGUCCGAAAUAUAUAGUCAUAAUAUUCAGAUUCAUUUUUCUCGUCCACUCUUGCAUCCCAACGUCCAUCGCUUUUCAUAUUCUCCACAAAGAUCAGAUAAAGAAUAUUUAUAAAGCUACGGUGGUGGUGUAAUAAACGUGGACACUUGACUUGGCACCCAUGAAAUCUUAAUUUGGGUCUUGUGUCCACAUAUGAAGGGGAAGUCAAUUGCAUGAUCAGGGUGCUUGUGGUAAGAAGACCUUGUAGAGAUAUUGCACGGCUGAGGGGUUUCGACUUGUACCAUAGCAACCAACCAGAGUGGGCUGAUAAACUUGGAAUCAUGGCGAUUCCAAGUUAAAGCUUUACAUAGAGCAUAUAAAUCCACUCAGAUGUCUUUUGAGGGUCAGUCGAAGGUUUCUGGCUAAUUUGAAAGAUCAGACCUGCUGCAACUGUAUAUGACAUAGUUGAACGUGAACGUUGAUCCUAGAUACAGAGGAAUUUAAGAACAAAGGGUUUUAAUAUUUAUAUAUUAUAAGCCAGCUUAGAUAUUGCAAUCUAAUCCUCUCUGAAUAGGGAAUAAAGCUAUUAUGAUUCAAAAAAUUCUUGAAGCUGAGAGGAAAGACCUAGGCAUUUCCAUUGAUAAUUUCAAGGAGUUGCCAGAGUUUACUAAGAGGUAUUCCUCGGGAGAGAUGUGAACUGUAAUUAUACUGUACAACCUUGAUGCAAUUUUACUUCAGAAUAGAUUGG